CACGUAGCUACUUGUCUAGCCAUCAGCAAUCGUAUCACAUAUGUGACGAUACGGUGAGCCAUCCUCCUACACCCUAUAGAUAGUGGAGCAUAUGCACUUUGAUGUACUAAUCUUCCUAGUAUAUCGCUAUAUAAGCAUUUGAUACUAACUAGAGUGAAGUACAGUCCAUCGCAGCACUCUCAAGUACCCAGAACUGAACAAAUGACCGCCACCAAAGAGUUUACCCGCCAGGAAGUGGCGCUUCGAGACGGCAAGAACGGUAGUCCAAUAUGGAUCAUCAUUCGCGACGUAGUGUACGAUGUGACCAGCUACGUGGACGAACAUCCGGGAGGGCCAGAACUGGUCACCGAUUUCGCCGGCCGGGACGGAACGAAGGAUUUCGAUGACUUUGGCCAUUCCAGUACGGCGAUGGAGAUGCUGAAGCAGUACAAAGUCGGCGAGUUGAAUUAUUGUGAUCGAGCUAAAUUUCAAAAGCAAGGAUCGAAUUGGUCACCGGAUGGAGCUUGUGUUCUGCCGGACAAGAAACGCAGCAAGAAGCGGAAGUUUAUUUUCUGUGGAUAAAUUGACUAAGAUAUAGCCGAUGGAACGUUACAGAUUGAUAAUUAUUCGUUUAAGAAACUAAGCUACUUUAUUUAUUCUAUUUAAGUAAUUUCUUGUUAUGAUAGCUCAAAUAUACAUUACGUUU
Aedes aegypti (yellow fever mosquito) is the source of this 685-nucleotide messenger RNA. Its product is annotated as cytochrome b5. Gene Ontology annotation, cellular component: membrane; intracellular membrane-bounded organelle. Lineage: Eukaryota; Metazoa; Arthropoda; Insecta; Diptera; Culicidae. The transcript is spliced from 2 exons. Gene Ontology annotation, molecular function: heme binding. The coding region runs from base 202 to 561 and encodes 119 amino acids. The record is from RefSeq and is a predicted model, not a curated record.